This is a messenger RNA of Mercurialis annua (annual mercury), 472 nucleotides long. RefSeq lists its product as uncharacterized. The record is from RefSeq and is a predicted model, not a curated record. NCBI's taxonomy places the organism in Eukaryota, Viridiplantae, Streptophyta, Magnoliopsida, Malpighiales, Euphorbiaceae. The coding region runs from base 43 to 366 and encodes 107 amino acids. The transcript has 2 exons.
AUUAAUUUUAGAGUCUUCAUUUUAUUUUUUGGUGCUUAAGAAAUGGCAUUAGCAAAUAAUUUUCUUCUUCUUGGCCUUGUUUUUGCUAUUGUUCUUCUCAUUUCCUCUGAAGUCUCAGCUCGUGAGCUUUCUCAGGCUGUUCAACCUCAGGAGAAUGCACAAUUAGACAGUCGAGGAUAUGUAUAUGGACAUGAACAUGAACAUGAAAAACAUCAUGAUCAUCAUCAUCAUCAUGAAGACUACAGUGUCUGUGAAAGAGAUCAUCAUCACCAUGAACACCACCAUGGAAAACACCAUGAACACGUCUGUAAACGCCACCACCAGCACAAAGGAGACCAUGGACAUCAUGGUGGUCAUCCAAACUGAAGAUUAAGAUUAAGUGAAUUAAUUAACAAAAUCUUGCCCUUUUAAAGGGUACUGCUUAGUUAAUUAGCAUGCUUUUGCUGCUUAAAAAAUAUUAAUAAUGAUUGGU